This is a messenger RNA of Diaporthe citri, 1551 nucleotides long. RefSeq lists its product as uncharacterized. The record is from RefSeq and is a predicted model, not a curated record. The coding region runs from base 1 to 1551 and encodes 516 amino acids. The transcript has 6 exons. Gene Ontology annotation, molecular function: transmembrane transporter activity. Gene Ontology annotation, cellular component: membrane. NCBI's taxonomy places the organism in Eukaryota, Fungi, Ascomycota, Sordariomycetes, Diaporthales, Diaporthaceae. Gene Ontology annotation, biological process: transmembrane transport.
AUGUCUCCCAAAUCAUCGUUGGACAAGGAGGCGGCCUUGGGCCAUGUUGAGAACCUCGACGGUGCCCCUCAAGUGAUUGAGAUUGACGGCUUCAGAGUCCUUGGACUGUCCCCCGACGAUGCAGACUUUUAUAAUAACUUUUCUGCAGAGAGGAGGAAGAAGGUCUUGCGCAAGGUCGAUAUUCGGCUCGUUCCAAUGCUAGCAGUCUUGUAUCUCAUCGCACACAUCGACCGAGCCAACAUCGGCAACGCCAAAAUCGAAGGCAUGGUGGAAGAGCUUGGUAUGACCGGAGUGCAAUACAACACAAUCCUGGCCGUGUUCUUUAUACCUUAUGUGCUAUUUGAGGUGCCCAGCAACAUUCUCCUGAAGAAAUGGGGCCGCCCUUCGUGGUACCUGGGCACUCUUAUCACCAUAUGGGGUGUCAUUAUGACUCUUACUGGCGUUGUCAAAAAUUAUGGGGGUCUCAUGACCACACGCAUCCUACUUGGCGUCUUUGAGGCUGGUUUCUUCCCCGGCGCGAUUUAUCUGUGCUCCUACUGGUACAUGCCGAAGAACUUGGCCACUCGCAUCUCCUACUUCUACUGUGCUAGUGCAUUAUCCGGUGCGUUCUCCGGCCUCCUCGCGGCCGGUAUCGCAAAAAUGGAUGGAACGGGCGGAUACAGCGGGUGGCGGUGGAUCUUUAUCCUCGAAGGAAUCAUCACAGUCAUACUUGGCGUCGCCUGCUUCUUCUGCUUAAUCGACUCCCCCAAGCGUGGAACACGAUGGCUUGACCCGGAUGAGAUCCGGUUCCUCGAGCUUCAGAUCUUCAUCAAGCAGGGUGGCAAGUUCCACGAGGAGUCUGGGUUCAAGAUGAGGGACCUCAAGAUCGUCCUGAUGAACUGGCGCCUGUACCUGCAGGCCUGGUUCUUGUUCUGCCAGUCAGCGACUUCCUACGGUACUAAAUUCACCAUGCCUACCAUCACCAAGGUUAUGGGUUUCUCGACGACCAACGCUCAACUCAUGUCCGCUCCCCCAUACGUCGUCGGCGCCAUCUCGUCCAUCGGAUUCGCUCGCUUAUCUGACCACUUUUACUGGCGGAUGCCGUUCGUUGCCAUCCCCAUGUCAAUGCUCGUUAUUGCCUACGCCGUCAUUAUUUCUUUCCACGGUGCCCUGUCCGCGAAUUUGGGCGCGGCCUAUUUCGCAGUCUGCCUCGUCUGUGCAGGAAUCUAUCCCAUCCAGCCGGCUGCUGCCGCUUGGAACGCCAACAACCUCGCUCCUGCGACGAGGCGAAGCAUUGGUGUGGCCCUCAUGAAUGCAGCAGGCAACUGUGGCGGCAUCGUCGGAAGCUUCAUGUUCAUCGACAAGGAGAGCCCACAAUACUACACUGGCUUCGGCCUCGGCCUCUCAUUUGGUGCUACGGGUUUGUUGGUGUCCUUCCUGCUGGAGAUGAUAUACAAGUGGACAAAUGCCCGCAAGGCGAGAAUGUCGGAGGCGGAGGUACGGGCGAGGUACACCGAAGACGAACUGCUUGAUAUGGGUGAUAAGUCACCUUUGUUUAAGCAUGUUCUAUGA